This is a messenger RNA of Cetraspora pellucida, 1530 nucleotides long. Lineage: Eukaryota; Fungi; Glomeromycota; Glomeromycetes; Diversisporales; Gigasporaceae. The record is from the annotation of a GenBank genome assembly.
AUGAAUGUUCAGGGUUUAUUAUCAUCUGAUGACCCACAAAGUGAGGAAGAUUAUGACUAUACUGAUUUAGAUGACCUACAAAAUAACAAUAAUGUUAAUAUUGAAGGUUCAACGUCUGAUACAAAAACACUUUCUAAUAAACCCUCAUUGCCAAAAAAUUUUAAAUCGCCUGUAUGGCCAUAUUUUGAUAUUGAAAUACCAAAGUAUUCUGGCCAACCUGUUUGCAAACAAUGUGGAGAUGUUUUUGAACCUUCAUCAGCAACUACAACCUUACGUCGACACCUGGCUUCACAUAAUAUAAUUCAUAAAAGAGAUGCAUCUGUUAUAAAAUGGGUUGUAUGUGAUUUGCAAGCAUUUAGUGUUGUAGAGAAUAAGGAGUGGCAAGAAAUGAUAUCAAAUUUUGAUCCAAGAUAUCGAUUUCAUAAUAGACAUACCUUGAAAGAUAAUAUUGUAGAAUUAUAUGAGAAAAAAAAAGUAAAUAUCAAAUUAGUAUUAAAUAAUAUUUUAGGAAAAGUAUCAUUUACAUCAGAUAUAUGGACAGCAGCAAAUAAAAUAGCAUUCCUUAGUCUUACUAUUCACUACAUUGAUACUUCUUGGAAAUUAAAAAAUUUCCUUCUUGAUAUAAUUCCCAUGGAUGUACGACAUACUGAAUGCAAUAUUGCAAAUAAUAUUUUAAGAGUUUUUCAUGAGUUUAAUCUUGCAGAAAAAACUUUAGCAUUAACAACCAAUAAUGCUUCAUCAAUGAUAACAUGUGGCAAAGCAAUAACUGAAAAGCUUGAAAAGGAGUUUGAAAAUUUUUCUUUUGCACAUUAUCGAUGCAUCACACAUGUUCUUAACUUGGCUGUAGUUCAAGGCAUUGAACUAAUUGAUAAUUCUAUUGAAAAAAUUAGAUCUUUGAUAAAUUGUAUUAAAAAUUCACAGCCUAUUAAUGAUGCUUUAAAAGCAUUAUCUUUAAACUUACUUGCAGCUGAUAACAAAUUAGUUUGUAAAUACUAUUCUAAUGAUAAUGAUCGAAUAAUUAUUAAUGAUACAUUGGUUCUUUUAGAACCAUUUGAACGUGCUACACAUUUUCUUUCAGCAUCUAAAUAUCCAACUCAUGAUGAUGUUCGGUUUGUUUUUUUUGCACUUCAAGAACAUCUUACUCGAUAUAUAAAUAAUAAUGAACAUUCACAGCAUAUGAUGACAGAUUCAAUUCAGCAAAAAUUAGAUGUUUAUUGGCCGAUUUUAGAUGAAACAUCCCAAAUAUCUUCAUUACUUGAUCCAAGAGUUAAAUCAUCUACUUUUAAAGAUGAAUUAGAGACAAAUAGAGUAAAAAAUAAAAUAUAUAAUAUGACAGAAUAUUUUUCAACAACACUACAAUUAACAACAAAGGUUUUAGCUAAUGAUAAUAUUACAAGUGCAAGAAAUUAUUUUCAUCAACUAAAAAAUCCUAAUAAUAAUAAUUUUUUUGCUUCUUCUGAACCAUUGGCUAAUGAGCCAUUAUAUGGUAUUAAAAAAGAAUUAAAAAAGACUGAGGAUGAACUGAACUGA